AAUAGGUGUUGGUGGGCAGAGAGCACAGUAGAUUCUUUCUGAAUUUCUUUUGAAUUCUGUUCCUAUAAUUUUUCUGGUGAUUUUAUUGAGUUAGUAUCUGAGGUGUUUCCUUCUUUUUAAAUUAUGGAUGGUGAUGGAUAACGGUUGGAAGCCAAGUGGACUAUUUUAAGAACUUCCUUCAAUACUAGAAAGAUGACCUUUGGCUAGCUACUCUGACAGUGUCCAGCAAUCAAGUUUCACUCACCUAAGGGUAGAAGGGCUUCAACUUGAUCUUCUGAGUUGAUGAGUAUUUCACAAUAAGCUCAUUCUGGUCCAUUAACUUCAUUUCUCAAAACACAGGUUUAAAAGGAGUGUUUCCUGGGGGAGUUACCACCAAAAAUUGGAUUCAAUUCACUAAAAACAUUCAAAGCUGAAGAUGAUACAGAUGUUGAAGAAAAUCUUUUUUUUUUGUAUUGUUGUAUGGUUAUGUGUGUGUGUGUGUGUGUGUGUGUGUGUGUGUGUUUCUGUCUGUCUAUAUGUCAUUUGCACAAGUGCCUGUGUGUGGGUACACGUGCCUGUGUGUGCAUUUUGAGGUCAGAGGAGGAUGUUGGGUGUCUGCUUUACCACACUUUGCCUUUUAAAGACAGUCUCUCACUGAACCUGGAGCUACAACAGAAGUUAGCUAAUCCCAGCUACCCCUCCAUCACUGCCCCCACCCCCCGCAAAACCCUGGAGUUACAGGGUUCAUGCUCAGCUUUUUACCUGGGUGCUGGGGAUUUGAACUCGAUCUCCUUGUGAAGAAUGCUAUCUUACACACCAAGCCAAGUUUUGGCCCCUGCAUGUUACUUUUAAAGUAAGUAGGUGAUAAAUGUUUUAUACAUUGAUUUGAUCAGCAGUGUUAGACUUACAUGAACCUCCUUUUCUGUUCUCCCCGUGCCUUUCCUGAUUUGUUUAGAGAAUAAAAUAAACACGGUGAAUGAAAUAACUAAAUAGUUCAGGAAAACUGGUGUCUCCUUUAGUGUCUCACCAGGUUCUUUAGUGGGAACAAAUAUAGAUUGCCCUUUAGGUGAGAAGUUGGAAGACAUCUCCAGGGGCAACUACAUCUAUAGGUCAAUGAUACAGAAAAAUAACUCAAACCUUUCCCUGGGAAAUUGUGAAUAGGAGCCUUGCAUGGAAUCCAUGUGGGUAUGGUAUUGUCAACAGGAUGCCUGUCACUCCAAGUUCAUUUCUCUUUUAAAGAAUUCAGCAAAUGUUUAACGAGUGCCUGUUAUUUGAUAGAUGCCUUCCAGGUAUCUGGGGACUGCAGAAAAGGCCACACCUGAGUGCAACUUUCAGUCUGGUUAAUUACCACACCGCCAGCAUACUGCCUAGGGAGUUGUACCCUGUCAUAUUUUCCCAGUUGGGAAUUAGCAGGCCUGGCUCCUAUGUGGAUAGUAAAUCUGGUGCCCUUAGAUGGCAAGUUCCCCAACAGCUGGAGGGUGAGGUGGUGAUUAUUAAUGAUAGAAUUAGAGUCAAGAGAGGAUGGAAGAUACCUAGCCUGCAGCUGCUUGCUUCGCUGUGUGGUGACGCAGAGACCCGGGUCAACCGUGAAUUUUUACCACCAACGCUGCUUCCGCAAGGGCACUUUGUCAAGUUCUCGAGCCACCUGACAACACAGGAAUCAGGGACAUCUCCUCAAUCUUCUCUUUGUCCUCAUUGGCUUUGUCAACAAGUGUUUUGGAAGGGCCCUCAUCCUUGCAGCUUGGUCCAGCCCUUCACAGUCAGUUGUGCUGUCGUUUUAAAAAGGAUGAGAACAACUUCUCAGACAACUGUGGCCACAGCAAAGCAGCAAGAAAGAAGCAGGCAUCCCUGGAGCAGAGUCCACACACUGCUGAGAUCCGACGUAAACCUAUGGUCUCUCCACUCUCCAGGGGGUUGGCUGUUUCUCACAGCCCUGGCAAUGAUGGUGGUUUGGUUUAGUGCCAUAAGGCCUCAGGAGCAACAUCAGGGAAUAUGCCACUCAGCUCUGGAUGCCCCUGUGCCCUUUGUCACAGUCUACAAGACAGGAGCUGAGGGCUAUCGGUCACCUCUUUGUGGCCCAUGUCGUAGGCCCAUGUUUGUUCUGGAAACCAGGAUCUGCUGCCAGAGCAGUGCAUGCCAACUGCCAGGACUUGAGACCAUUCUCCUUCCAGCAGAAGGAACACCCAAGGAAACCCAUCACCAUUAUCCUGGCCUGAUGGCUACCAGGCCACUUGCCUCUCUCUGGCCACACCCACGACACUACCUCUGCAGGGAGGAGUUCACCAGGAUGCACUUUAAUGGCUGUGUUCUUGUGGUUUUCAGAGGGAUUCUCUGAUACUCGGUAAUAUUGACAAUACGUGAAUGAUAAAAUCUCCCCACAGAUACUUCAGCUAAUUGCUCCUUCUAGGUAAAGGAUGGCCCCAUUUCUGGGUCUGUCUGAUCAUGACUUUUCAUUUUCUGCCAUAAAUGAACCUAA
This is a messenger RNA of Mastomys coucha (southern multimammate mouse), 2455 nucleotides long. RefSeq lists its product as uncharacterized. The transcript has a single exon. The coding region runs from base 1229 to 2314 and encodes 361 amino acids. NCBI's taxonomy places the organism in Eukaryota, Metazoa, Chordata, Mammalia, Rodentia, Muridae. The record is from RefSeq and is a predicted model, not a curated record.